AUGGCCGUUGUCCAGAUUGCGCAGUGUCUUAAGUCUGAAAGACCGUUGCAAAGAGAAAGCUCCUCUCGCCACCACCAAGAAAAUGGUUUUCAACUGGGUGCAAAUACCACCCACAUCAGUAGCGUCGUGAAGACCCCAAAUGUACGCACCGACGUUCAUAGAGGUUUCGAAAACCCUGGUAUGGCUAUUGCCUAUCUUCAAGUCAACAAGAAUAUUAAGGAUUCCGACGCGAAAGAAUUUCUGAGGGAGAGUGACACGGGCAGCGGUCACAAAACAGCUCAAGAAGUACUCGCCGAAAUUCGAUAUUCUCGAGUCAACUUCAAUGAGAAAGAGCUUCAAGCACACCAAGAUUGUCGCGGACCUGCCAGAUCACGGUAA
Molecule: messenger RNA, 378 nt
Organism: Amorphotheca resinae ATCC 22711
Lineage: Eukaryota; Fungi; Ascomycota; Leotiomycetes; Helotiales; Amorphothecaceae
Exons: 2
Coding region: 1-378 (125 amino acids)
Source: RefSeq, a predicted model, not a curated record